UCAGACCGGCCCAUCUCUUCAACCUUCACGUCUCCCAACCUUCAAAGUGAUUUCUUCCCACCCACCUCAGAUCUUGUACCUUUUCUAUUUUAAGCUCCCAAGAACAAAGUCCAAAUGCUUGGCUGUCAACUUCAUCCACUCUGGGCCCCUCCUCUCUUCCCUUCGUUCAUUAGCAGCAUAUCUCAUCUAGGCUCUGGGCCUCCAGCAGGGAAUAAAGCAGACAAAUUUCCUGCCCUCAUGCUGCUUACAUUCCACUGGGACAGAAGGAUCAGAUCGUCUGUGAACAAGUAAGACUGUUCCGUGUUCCAUCACUCUUCCAAGCUUCCACCACAGGAUCUGUUCAGGGUUCCUGAGCCAGCAACAGGUCCCACAGCUCCACACAUUUGCAGAUACUGUUCCCUCUGCCUAGAGCACUUCUGUUUCCCCCUGAAGAACUCCCUUGUCCUUCAAGCCUCUGCUCAGCUUUGCCAGGGGGAGUUCUUCUCAACUACCUCAGGUAGAGGUGGCUGCUUCGGGCACCUUAUAUGCAUGCUGUUCCAGCACAGAUUACCAGAAUCCUGAGGCCCAAGAUGAGGCCAGUUCCCACCCCAGCCCCAGGGAAGCCUUCAGGUGACACAUACUCCCUCCUCCUGUUCUGUUCCUGCCAACAGAGAGACGUCAGACUUGGCAAGGCCUCUGUACACGUCCAUAGCCUCCAGCGGUCAGACUCACUGCUGAUGCCUUCGAUGAUAUCACACCGGCACACCUCCCAGGGCCCAGGCUGCGCUCCACCCAGGCGGAGAGGAUGCGCAAGGCAGCAUUUGUACACAGGAGCCUGGAGUCGCAGGAAACGAGUCUGAAUUUGAAGCCAGAUGGUCCCACCCUAGAAGUUGCCAUCUUAACUAUUAUCCUAUACUGUUCUGCCUUAUAAAGCCAUGACUCCUUCGGGUGUUCUUCUUCUGCUGCUCCUUUUCCUUACUCCUCUCUCAGCUCUGCCCGAAAUGAAGCUCUCUAUCAAGCCAUCGACGAGUUCUAAUUGGUCAGUUCUGCGUGAGAAGCCCCGUCCACAGCCAGAUGGGUGCCUCUGGCAGGAAGCAUAUGAUUGGGCACAUGUGUCAGGAGUUCUGGGUGCCGAUGAGAAUCACCAGCCUUCCUCUGCAGCCUCCACCUUGCCCCUCAGAGACAGGCAUGACCCUGCUCUUUGUACUGGGCUGCAUUUUCUUUCCGCUGAGUUUUGCUAUCCUCUGCUGGGGCCUGCAGAACCACUCCAACCUGCGGAUGGACAGACCAGAGGCUGUUUUGGUGGCAUCCAAGCUAGUGUCCUCUGUCCAAGCCGUCAUGGCCUCCACAGCUGGCUACAUCGUCUCCACCUCCUGCAAGCACAUCAUUGAUGACCAACACUGGCUUUCCUCUGCCUACACGCAAUUUGCAGUGCCCUACUUCAUCUAUGACAUCUACGCCAUGUUCCUGUGUCAUUGGCACAAGCACCAGGUCAAGGGGCAUGGAGGGGACGAAGGGGGGGCCCGAGCUCCGGGCAGCACCUGGGCCGUGGCGCGCGGCUAUCUGCACAAGGAGUUCCUCAUGGUGCUCCACCACGCCGUCAUGGUGCUCGUAUGCUUCCCGCUGUCUGUGGUGUGGCGUCAAGGCAAGGGAGAUUUCUUUCUAGGCUGCUUGCUGAUGGCUGAGGUCAGCACCCCCUUCGUCUGCCUUGGCAAGAUCCUCAUCCAGCUUCCUCUGCUGCCGGGUGCUGCUCUUCCCCUACCUGUACUGGGCCUACGGGCGGCACGCCGGCCUGCCUCUGCUUGCGGUGCCUCUCGCCAUCCCGGUGCACGUCAACCUGGGCGCCGCGCUGCUCCUGGCCCCCCAGCUCUACUGGUUCUUCCUCAUCUGCCGCGGGGCCUGCCGCCUCUUCCGGCCCCGGGGCUCCCCGCCUCGGUCUCCAUGUCAGACCCAGGACUGAGGGUGGGGCCGGGGACCCGCCCCACCCCGCCCCUUGGGGACUGGGCUCUGGGGCUGCCAGGCAGCGGGUGGGAGCCAGGGGCCUCUUGCCCUGACAGCCCCUAACAGAUGGACUCCAGGGGGGUGGGACAUCUCCCCUCAGGGGCAGAGGGGCAGGGAUCAGGUGAAAAGGCAGGCAGGGAGGGGGAGCCUCUUCCCCCAGCAGUGCCUGAGCUGAAGGUAGCAAACCCCUUCCUGCGCACCCUUUCUCCCAUUACCAACCUUGGGGCCCUGGGGAAGCAAAGGACAGAGGAAGGGCUAGGGCCAUGGGGAGACUGACUCAAGGGGACUGGGACUCAGAGAAUGUGGGGGAGGCCUGUCACCAAGGCCAUCCCAGCCCCCUGCUGCAGACUCCUCUCGGUUCCCCACCAUCCAGGAGGGAGGGGGACACCCUAACUCACCCCCCCUCCCCCGCAGGCCUUGCUUGGGGCUAGCUGCCUCCACUGCUCCUUGGGGAGGCCAGCCUGAGGAAUCUUAUUUAUUUUAUUUAUUUGCCCAAAUUCAUACUAAUUUGUGGGGGUGGGGGGAGGGAGGUGGCUGCUACCCCCAACCUUCCCAGUGCUGAGCAAUCCCGGGGGCAGGUGAGGGGGAGCCCCAUCCCUUCCCAAUUAGGCUGCACAUCUUGCCCUCAGGCCCUGGCAUGUCCCUGGUGCUACAGACCUCUCAAGGCUUCCUCCAGUCUGGGGUCAGGGGACCCUGGGAGGUGCUUUACAGACCGCUAAUAAAGACGAUCUGAUCUGCGUGAACGCCA
Messenger RNA from Canis lupus familiaris (dog), 2728 nucleotides. RefSeq names its product TLC domain containing 3B (gene TLCD3B). NCBI's taxonomy places the organism in Eukaryota, Metazoa, Chordata, Mammalia, Carnivora, Canidae. The coding region runs from base 1054 to 2043 and encodes 329 amino acids. Gene Ontology annotation, biological process: ceramide biosynthetic process; lipid homeostasis. The transcript is spliced from 10 exons. Gene Ontology annotation, molecular function: sphingosine N-acyltransferase activity. The record is from RefSeq and is a predicted model, not a curated record. Gene Ontology annotation, cellular component: membrane; endoplasmic reticulum.